AUGUCACUGUCGAUUUUGGUGAUCAAAUUGUAUGUGUUACUAGAUAAGUGCAAAAAUCAGGUGUCAACUACCAAGAUUGAGAUGCGCCUGCCAAAGAUGAACCUAUUCUGUGAACAUCUCUUGAUUAUCUCUCAGAGGCCGGCAUACCCAUCAUUAAAGUCUCGAGACAAAGAUUGGGAUAAGUUGGAAGCACUAGUUAAGAAGGAAGAGAAAGAUGAGAAGCUAGAUGGUGAUGCUGCAUUGGACAAGUUUUCCAGCGAGAUCUACGGGAAUGAUGAUGAGGACAUGAGAAGGGCUAUGAGCAAAUAUUUAGUGGAGUCAAAUGGGACAAUGUUGUCAACAAACUAG
Molecule: messenger RNA, 348 nt
Organism: Linum tenue
Lineage: Eukaryota; Viridiplantae; Streptophyta; Magnoliopsida; Malpighiales; Linaceae
Source: the annotation of a GenBank genome assembly